This is a messenger RNA of Lobosporangium transversale, 963 nucleotides long. RefSeq lists its product as hypothetical. NCBI's taxonomy places the organism in Eukaryota, Fungi, Mortierellomycota, Mortierellomycetes, Mortierellales, Mortierellaceae. The transcript has 2 exons. The coding region runs from base 1 to 963 and encodes 320 amino acids. The record is from RefSeq and is a predicted model, not a curated record.
AUGAGAGCACAAUUCCACAUGUUCAAGUCAGUAGCAUCACUAGCUCUUGCAGGAGCAGUCGGGUUGAUGUCAAUGGCUCCAUUAUCAGCAAAGGCAGAUCUGAUUUGUCGAAAAUUUGGCCCUGAUACAUUUCGCGUCAACGCUACACUCAAAUUCUACUGGAGCAAUACAAAGAUUCCGGUCCUCGAGUCUUUUAAAAUGAAUCUGUAUUGUGUUCAGAACCAUAAGGUGGUUCAGACCAUCACCACAUUCAACACGAACUCGACCCCACCUGUGUACUGGACCGUCGACUCCACGAUGCCUGGUCAUAGUGCAGUAUGUCCUCAUAAUCAAUAUCAAGUCGCAUUCGACUGGCCUUACUAUGACUCAACAGGCGCGGUUGCUUAUGGUUCAGCUCGCUGCAAACUCAUGCUGUUCAUCCCAAGCAAUCAAGCUCCUCGCCCAGGCUCAUCUAUCAGUGGCCCGCCCGCAGAUUCAGAAGCACAAAUAGCCGCAGAUGACCCUCCACCCGGUGAAAUUGUAGUAACCGAAAAGACAAAGAUGAUCUUGAUCGGCGUUGGCUCUGCUGUCGGUGCCUUGGUCCUUGCUGGCUUUGUAGGGUUCUAUGUAAUCCGAUUUAGCAAUAAGCGUGCAGAAAAAAAAAGCACAGCACGUAAGCUCAAGGAACCUGCCGCCGCUACUAGAUACAACGACCUGGCUUCGAUCGCAACAAGUAGCCCGGUUAUGACAGCACGAGGAGGCCGUGGCGCCGGUGGCCCUACGAUGACAAAGAGCAACUAUGCUCACGCCCCUGAUAAGGGCCCGCACCCCCCUACACCCAUCGCGAAUGCAAAUUCCAAUAACAGCCUUACUCAGGAUUCAGCAUCGUCUACCCAUCGCCCCGCAUCUUUGCUGACCAGUUCAUUUACGCCAGCAGAGGAGAGAAACCCGUAUAAGAAGCGCGAGAACCAACAGAACCAUUAA